CGCAUUGUACACAGACUGAGCUGGAAAAAUCAAGGGUGCACAAGAAACAAAGCACAAGAUGUGCACAAUGCGUAAUUAGAGGAAGUCAAUAACAGAACACCAAGAGGAGAUCAGAGUGAAUCUGAGGAUGCAAAUGGUGAAGCUUCCAUGCUGCAGUUUCUGAAAGCUGACAAAAAGAAGAGCAGAAAGAAAAGAUGGAGCACAAAGCUCUCCCUGAAGAAGGAAUCGUCACAAGUUUCUCUAAUGUGGUAAGAAGUGGAAACACAGCAAAGCAACAAAGGACUUUUAAUGAAGAAAACCACCAAAGGAACCAUCAAAAAGAAAUUGAAGCCCUGUUCAACAGACUUCAGGACAGACGACAUCAGAAGUUUUCACCAGCAGAUUUUCUCAAGAUUGGUCCUCCUUUGAAACCGAUCACUGACACACCUGAAAAAGAUGUAGCUCAAGCUUUUCUUCAGAGGUUGAUGGCUUUAGAUUACAGAGCCAGAUACAUCCCUGUUCAACCAGAUAGUUCUGAGGGGAAUUCACAGUCUCUCUCUGUUUCUGAGACUGUUAGCACAGAUGAUGAUGACAUCUAUGCUUUAUUUAGAAGCAAUGUAGAUUCUAAUCAGUCCAAACAGGAUCUUGUCCACCCCAUGGAUGUUCAGAUGGUUGUAUUUCACUGCUCAGACAAUUUCCUGAAGCAAAACAUGAUCACAACGUUGUCACAGUGUCAAUACGCCUUACCUCUGCUUGUUCCUGAUCUUGGUGCAGCAGAUAUUGAGUGUCCUCUGUGGACAUUCAGACAAAUAAAGAAAACCUGGAAGAAAACUGAAAUCAAAGAUAAUUCAAAGACCGUCACCAUCAAGAGUCUGCCAAUCUGCAAAGCUGAAACUCCAGUGGUGUCUUUCUUCCGUCUGGGUUCACUGUCUCAGUCCAAAUCUCAGCUCAUGAACACUUUGAUCAACGACCGUCACAGCACCUUCUUCCACAGAAACUGUCAAAGAAACACCAAAUCUCGCCAUUUGAUGGAUGGGGUUGUAGAGAUUGCCUGGUACUGUCCUGCUGGAAAAGACAAUGAUUCAUUCUCUGACUGCAUUGCCUUCUGUAAUCUUCAUGGAGAUUCUCUGUUGAUGGAAAAACAACGAGAAAUACUGACGGAAAUGUCUUCAGUCUUAGUUGUUCUUGUACCAGCUGUGGAAAAAGGUCAAGAAAGUUCUAAAGUCGUUUCCACCCUUUUUGGAUCUCCAAAUCCUCUGAUUGUUCUCACUGCUAAUAACGACUGUGGUGCUGUUGAGAUAAAACCACAAAAAUACAAAGUAGGACUGAAAGACAGAAGUCAAUCUGAUAUUUCUGAGGAACUUAAAGGAAUCAUUAGACAGAUUUUGUCUGGAUCAAACAAAUCCUUCAAGCUUGAGUUGAUGUCCAAGAUUCCUGGAGUCAGAGUGGAUGAAGAUGACCCAGUCUGUCAAAAUGGAAAAUCUGCUGCCAUGAACAUAGUAAAGCUGAUUCAGGACAUGGAUGUUUGCAGUAUCAAAGAUACUUUUCUUCCUUGUCAAGGUCAACUUUGGCAUGAGUGGUGCAGAACAAAAAAAGAAACAUUCUGCCUCAGAGGAAACAUUGAGGAAGAAAAAAGUCAGAAAGAUCAGCAACUGAUGCAAAUCCGGCAGAAACAAUGUGCUGCUUCCUGUAGUGAACUGAUGAAAUCAUUCACUGACAGCCUCAUGUGUUUGGAACAGAAAGAUAAAGAAUACUUCCUGAAAUGGACUCAGAUCCUGAUAGAUGAACUCUCCUCAAAGGAUCUCUCUGCAAUUCUCAAAAUCUAUGAUGAAAAGUGGUCAGAGGUCUUGGAUUUAAAGAAGAAACAUGACGAAUUUGAUCAGUUAAAAUCCAAACAAGCUGAACUUGAAGAAAUAUCAAAGAAACUGCAGGCAGCAAACUUUGGUUUGGAGCACAUCUUCAGAGAAAUGGCCCAGAUCUAUGAAGCCCAUCAAUCUCUAGAGAAACAAACACACUGCACACACACUGAUUGGGAUAAAUACCCUGAGCUGGCUGCAGAUCUGAUGAUUUCUGGACAUCCUAUGGAGUUGAUGGAUGGUGAUGCAGUUCACCUGCCUUUAACUUGGAUCUCUGGUCUUUUACAGGAAGUCAUCAAGAAACUGGGUGACCAGAAAGUUUUUGUGUUGUCAGUUUUGGGCGUUCAAAGCAGUGGAAAGUCAACAAUGCUGAAUGCCAUGUUUGGACUGCAGUUUGCUGUGAGUUCAGGCAGGUGCACCAAGGGUGCAUACAUGCAGCUGGUCAAAUUAUCAGAGGAAAUCAAGAAAGAAUUCAAGUUUGACUAUGUUCUAGUCGUGGACACUGAAGGACUAAGAGCUCUUGAACUGGAAGGUCCAAACACUCUUCACCACGACAAUCAACUGGCAACAUUUGUUGUUGGUUUGGGAAACAUGACGCUGAUCAACAUCUUUGGUGAGAAUCCAGCUGAGAUGCAUAACCUGCUUCAGAUUGUUGUUCAGGCUUUCAUGAGGAUGAAGAAAGUUCAGCUUUCUCCAAGUUGUGUGUUUGUUCACCAGAAUGUUACAGAUGUCACAGCUGUAGAGAAAAACAUGGACGGAAGGAGACGACUGCAGGAGAAACUGGACAAGAUGGCUCAACUAGCCGCCAAAGAGGAAGGGUGUGAAGCUGAAUGUUUCAGUGAUAUUAUUGCAUUUGAUGUGCGAAAAGAUGUGAAAUACUUUGCCCAGCUGUGGGAGGGAAGUCCACCAAUGGCUCCUCCAAAUCCAGGUUACAGUGAGAGCGUCCAAGAACUGAAAAGCAUCAUCCUGUCUAAAGCUUCAGAGUCUGAUGGAAUCAAACUCUCACAUUUCAGCAGCAAAAUUCAGGACCUUUGGAACGCUCUAAUGAAUGAAAACUUUGUUUUCAGCUUCAAAAACACUCAAGAAAUUUCAGUGUACAGAAAACUUGAGGCCCAGUACGGAAGCUGGACUUGGACUCUGAGGAGUGAGAUGCUGACCAUUCAGAAUCAACUUCAUCCACAAAUAGAAAAUGGAAAACUUAACAAUAUUGAACUCAGUGACAUUUCUACAAGAAUGAGCAGAAAAUAUGAAGAAAUCAAGACAGAAAUCACAGAUUACUUUGAGAAGGACACAGACAAAGUACUGUUGGUCCAGUGGUGUGGACAAUUUGAAAACAAAAUCAAAGAAUUUUAUCAGGAGCUUCUGACAGGACUUCAAAGAAAACUGGAUGAAGUCAUUCAGCAGACGACAGCCUGUAAAAACCUUGAAGAGAAGAAAACAGAUUUUGAGAACCAACUGCUGCAAAAAAGCAAAAAUCUCGCUCACGAGUUAAGAGAAACCACAAAAGAAGAGGAACUUAAAAAGCAGUUUGACUCUGUUUGGAGUCACUGGGUUAAAGAAUUAACUUCAGGUAUAAAACCCAUUGAGGACAUACACCUGGAAGAAGAUCAGUUCAAUGUCCUUCAAAGCCUUGGUUUUGAAUGGACUCUAUGUGAUAAACUGAUAAACACUGAAAAAUACAAAAGACUGCCAGGAAAUGGUGAUUAUUCUGAUUAUAUUAACUUAAAAAUGUCCCAAAAAUUCAAAGCGGCAUGGAAUAAAUUAGGAGAGAAAAUAAACCUUAAAUCUGAACCUUUGUCGCAUGAAGAUCAGGAACAGAUCCGUUCUUUCAUUGAAGAUGUUCAACAAAAAUCACUGAAGAUCAUUCAGAGCAAACCUGUAGCAACAACAGGCUACACAUCAACUUACCUGCAUGAAGUGGCUAAAACUGUUCAAAAAAAUGUGACAGAAUUGGAAUCAAAGAUGAAAAUUACCUUUAAGAAGGAGUUUACAGUUGAUCUUCUGCUGUUUGUAUUCCACAUUCCAGCUGGUUGGAUUUUACAGUCUCACAAACAAUACAAAGACAACAAUGAUGCUUUGACCUACUUGAACAAAAAGAAAAAGGAAUAUUUUAGCAUUUUCAGUAGUUUCUGUAAAAGAAGCUCGUCUGUUGAGGUGUUUGGAGAAAUCAUCUGCGAGAAUCUGAAGGUCUCUGCUGUUGAGGCUGUCUGUAACCAGACUGCUGUUGACCUUGCUGGAGAACUCAUGAGUAAUGUCCCAGCAUUCAAUGGAAACAGGCUGAAUCUGGAGAAACAUGUGCUAAGGGAUCUGGCAGAGAAGGAAGACUUCAACAAGUGCAUCACCUACAUCAGAAAUCCAAGAGAGCAAGUAGAGGAUUUUAUAAGAGAACAAGUAAAGAUGUACAUUUUUGUGGAAAACAAAGAUAAAGCUCUGAAAAUCCUCCAGAAAAAUGUAGAUGACAUCCAGAAGCUCAUCAGUCAAAGUUUCUUUGAAGCAACAGAGAAGUUCAAAACUGAAAAAGGAGAGAUAAACAUGUGGAUGAAGGAGUUCUCCAGUUUACUGAGCUGUAAGCUGACACUGGAUACCAUUUCAUGUCAGAACUUCACUGAUGUAAAUGACUUAGAUAUUUUAAGAGAAGAGAUAGAAAAAGGUCUUCAAACCAUCACUGAGAAAAUGAAGGAGCUUUCUGUGGAUGAGGUGAUGAAAUACAGACAGAAACCUGAUGGAAUCCUCAUUGAGCAGCUGUGUAACUGCUGCUGGAAACGAUGUCCAUUCUGUGCAGCUGUUUGCACCAACACCAUCAAAGACCACAGUACAGAAAAACACAGUGUUCCUUUUCACCGACCAGCUGGAGUCUCAGGUUUUCAGACUCACAGACACACAGUGGACCUAGUUAGUGAUUUCUGCACCACAUUAGUUGCGAGUGAUAGAAGCUUCUAUCCCAGCCAUGAAUCAGAGAAGAGCAUUCCUUUUAAACAGUAUCAAACUGCAGGAGGAAAAUGUGCAUCAUGGAGCAUUACUGCGCAUGGAUCUAAUCUGCAAUACUGGAAAUGGUUUGUUUGUCGCUUUCAGAAGGAACUAGAGGAUUAUUAUAAACUGAAGUUUCAGGGUGGGGGGGGGAUUCCAUCUGAAUGGAGAAAGUACAAUAAAGAAGAAGCUCUGGAAAGUCUGAAUGAAAUGUCCAGUUUGUGAGAAAACUGCAAACAUUCUGGAGCUUUAAAGAGAUUCAUUUAUUUUUCCAGAAAGAAAUGUUUAUCUUUUAUUCACAUUGAGCAGCCAAAGCCAAAGUUUUUUUCAUUUAAACAGUAUUUCAUUUAGGUGUAACAUUAGUUUGAAUCUAACAUCACCUUGAGGAAUCUAAAUUGCUAAAGAAGGCAAAGCCUUUUAGGAAACAAUUAAAGUCUAAGUAAUAUUAAGUAAGAAAUCUACUUUUAAUCCCCAGAAUUUUCAUGAAAAAUAUUUGUUUGCAAGUACUUUUUUUACUAAAUUAUUUUUAUUUUCCUUUUACAAAUCAUCAUGUGUCUUCUAAAUCCAUCUUCAAUAGCGCAUUUUGUACAAUUAUUUGGAUUUUAAUUUUUCAAAAGAAAGUCAUUUUUUAGAUUUUUUGACUAAUUUUUCAGUUUUUUUGUCCAAAAUAGGAUUCAUAAAAAGGUUGGAAAUUGGAAUUAUAAAAAAAAAAAUAUUUAAAAAAAGAAACCAUAGAUUUCUGCAUUAAAAAGUUAUUUUAACUCUGAUAG
This is a messenger RNA of Oryzias latipes (Japanese medaka), 5572 nucleotides long. Its product is annotated as interferon-induced very large GTPase 1-like. Gene Ontology annotation, molecular function: GTP binding. The record is from RefSeq and is a predicted model, not a curated record. NCBI's taxonomy places the organism in Eukaryota, Metazoa, Chordata, Actinopteri, Beloniformes, Adrianichthyidae.